This is a messenger RNA of Trichogramma pretiosum, 2482 nucleotides long. RefSeq names its product polyadenylate-binding protein-interacting protein 1-like. The record is from RefSeq and is a predicted model, not a curated record. Gene Ontology annotation, molecular function: translation activator activity. NCBI's taxonomy places the organism in Eukaryota, Metazoa, Arthropoda, Insecta, Hymenoptera, Trichogrammatidae. The coding region runs from base 475 to 1944 and encodes 489 amino acids. Gene Ontology annotation, biological process: regulation of translational initiation. The transcript is spliced from 8 exons.
AUGUUGUUUGGAACUAUCGGCACUCUGCGUGCUGUGCAAUGCGCCACUGCGGCUACUACCACAUUUACAAAAACUGAUCGAGUAAGCUGUGUAUAUAGAGUUAAGAGAGUAGUACACAUUGUCCGUCCCCGCGAUCCACGCAACAUUGCCCCACAGUCGUCGACUCCAUAAGUUCCCAGCUGCUCUUAUAUUCAAUCAAUUAAUAGAUCGUAGUUGUGUAAAGAUUGUAAAAGGCGAAUUCAUCGUCGUUCCCAUAAAAAUUCGACGUUGUGCUUUCGGUGUUUACAAUUUGUAGUCGUACCUUGGCUUUACCAAUUUCAUGUGGAUAACCUCACUUUAGUGCAUCUCGCAGUCUGUGUCUCAACCCCGUUGAUCCCUUAAAAUAGUAAACAGAGUUUUGGAUAUACGCUCGAGUGUGUUACAGUAAAGGAUAGACACCAGAGAUUGAAACUUAAUAAAAUCCAAAUAUUCAACAUGGAAUCCGGUGGUCACAAUCAUCCCGACUUUCACGAUGCCGCUGAGCCUGAAAGAUACACUGGUGGGGGCAGGGGUCGCGGUCGUGGUCUGAGACCUAACGACCAGGAUCAGCCGCCCUUAUUGCGCAGGCCGCAUCAACAAGCUUCAGCUCCUGGCAACGAUAGUGAGGUUGUACGUACUUCAGUCCUUUCUCCAGAAGCUGCCGAGUUUGUUCCUAAAUCUUUUACUUCGUCUGCUUCUGGAAACAGAUCUUCAGUUCAAGAUCGCCUUCAACUGGCUAGGGCGGAACAAAAUGUUCACCACACUAUGGUCCAAAGACACCACCAACAAUCUCAACAUCAACACUUUAAUUGGCAGAGUCAUGGUCAACCAUCACAAUACUAUCAACAUCAAAACUAUCCUGACAUGGGAUAUCAAAACGUACAAUAUCAGCAAAUGUACAAUCAACAUUAUCCAUCACAUGCUCAAGACUAUAAUCAAUAUGAUAGUGGAGCUGGUGAUUAUGAUGAUAAAUACAUGCCUAGUUCAGGAGCAAAUGAUAUCAACAGUUCAGUGAUGCAACUUGAAAAUGCAAUGAAAACUUUGACUAUGAAUCCUGGUAAAUUUGAUUCUUUAGUUCCACAUUUAGUUGAUACUGUGAGCCCAUUUUUGGAAGAUGCAAGUCAUUGUGAAAAAAUUUUCAAUUUGAUCAUCCAACAGUCAAUCAAUGAGAUGAAUUUCCGAUACAGUGGAGCAAGAUUGUGUACCCACUUGGAUACUGUAGUACUUGCUACAGAAUCCAAUACAUCUGUUUUUAGAGACACUUUAAUUAAAAUAUGUAAAGAUAAAUCUGAAGAGCAAUCUGCUGCAUGGCAGCAAAUAACAAAACACACAGACGACGUGGAAAAGAAGUGUCAUGGAUUAAUAUUCUUUUUAGCUGAAUUAGUUACACAGAUGGAGUUGGAGCCAGCUACAGCUUUGGGAAGAUUACUGACCAAACUAAUCAGUACUAUACUUCAGAAUCCAGGUCCUAAUUCUGCCAAAAAUGUUUGUCAAGCUCUCAAGUUGGCUGGUCAAAAGCUAGAACGAGAUAAUCGAACUGAUAUGGAGCAAGUUAUGCGAAAAUUGUCCGAUCUAGUCAUUGAAGGAAAAGUUGACCAAAACGUAGGUCGCAUGGUUACUAGCGUAAGUGAACUGAGAAGUGGUAACUGGGGUGCUGUGUCUUCUCAACCUUCUUCAGAAGUUGUAGAAGAGCCUAAAAACUUGAGAGUAACAAAUGAUACAGUUUUUUAUGGCCCAGAUGGGCAAAUAUUAUCAGAAGAAGAAAGCAGAUUUUUAGCUUCUGCAAAUAGAGAAGAUUCCUUAAUUCAAGAUCAAUGGGAGAAUGAUAAAGACAAUGAUCCAUUGGCUGAAGCAUAUGAAGAGUAUUUGCACGAUUCUGAAAAUCCAAAUCAUAACAAUGUACAGUCUAACUCUAGAGAUUAUUAAAUAUAAUGAAGACGACAUUUUUUAAGUGCAUUGGGUAAUAUUGUCAUUGUCCUACAUUUAAGCAAAAGCCAAUAAUUUUCCAAAUCUACUAUAUGUAUAUUGAUGAAAGAAAAAUCGAAUGUGUACAGUUUAUAUUCUGUGUUUAACAGAAACUUAGUCUAAACAGAUACAAUGUCAUAGUACAAAUUGUACUUAGAGUUAAAUCUUAUGAAAUUAUCAAAUGUACGAGAAAAUAGUACUGUGUUGAAAAUCUGACAUAUAGUGUUGAUAAAUAUGUCUUUAAAUUAAUUUUUUUAGUUUCUCGUAGGUAUAUUAAUUUGUGAAUGAAUUUAAAUCAGCUUGUAAUUAUUCUAUUAUUAUGUAUUUAUAAUUCCGAUUUUUUUACACGAUUAUUCAACAAAUUCUUAGCAAUUUUUUUUUAUAAAUUAUCAGUUUUUUUAUAGAACCUCGAUAAAUCUCGAUACUUUAGGAUUUCGGCCACACUUUUUUAAGCAUAAAUAAACAUGAAUAAAUACAAUCCCUAGAUUUUUUAACUUUA